This is a messenger RNA of Sciurus carolinensis (gray squirrel), 1201 nucleotides long. RefSeq names its product proline rich 9 (gene Prr9). Bases 141 to 467 code for a protein of 108 amino acids. NCBI's taxonomy places the organism in Eukaryota, Metazoa, Chordata, Mammalia, Rodentia, Sciuridae. The record is from RefSeq and is a predicted model, not a curated record. The transcript has 2 exons.
CCUCAGCCCACGUGGCCUGUCAGUCCUGCAGGAAGCUGGACCACAGACUAUAUAAAAGUCCCCACCUUGCUUGGCUCUGCAAUCCAGACCCUUGGUUGAAUCUUGUUGAAGACAGGUAAGAUUCUGCAAGUCACCCUGAAAUGUCCUUCAGUGACCAGCAAUGCAAGCAGCCAUGUGCCCCGCCUCCAUGUCUUCAAAAGACCCAAGAGCAGUGCCAGGCACAGGCUGAGGAGGUGUGUCUACCCCUACGCCAGGACCCCUGCCAAGCACAAGCUCAGGAGGUAUGUCUUCCUCAGUGCCAGGAAUUAAGCCAAGAAAAUUGCCCACAGCAAGGCCAAGAUCCAUGCUCACCUCCAUGCCAAGACCAAGGUCUGCCUCAGUGCGAGGAACCAUGCCAGGAGCUUGCCCAGACAAAAUGCGUGGAGGUUUGCCCACAGAAGUGCUCAUCCCCUGGCAAGGGAAAGUAGGUGCUCGUAUGCCAUCUGGGGUCAAGAAGAUGGCCAACUGAUGAAUCCCAGCCCCUGCUCUGGUGACCUUUUCCUGUGGGUAUCCCUGUGUACAAUAUACCUUCUUGCCUUCUGGCUUCCUCAGUAUUCCAGGACUCGGUCUGUGUCUCUGAAGACAGGUCUCUCCGAAUUUCAUCAACCUCUGUGAAUAAGUAUUGUUCUCAGCAGUCUGGUGGAAGGUCUCAAAUGUAGAAUGGUGUGGUUAACAAGGAACACCACUGAAACCAAGCACAGCACCUUUGAGCCAAAAAUUCAUCUAACCCUGAGUGUGUUAUGACCAAGGACUCCUUUGUCUUUCAUUAUGUCAGACACUCAUUCAAGCCUCGAAACAAUUUAAAAAUGAUGGACUUUGCAUUUAUCAUCACCACCACUACCAUGGUGUCCAGAAGAAGAAGAGGUUAAUGGUGGUUCAAAGAGCAAAAAUUUAAUCAUUUUAUCUCUGCAUCCUAAUAGCAAAUGGUUGAACAUUGGAAUGUUGGGUGUGUUUUUUAAAAAAGAAACAAAAGUAUGUAAAUGAUUAAAUCCAAACAGCCCAUAAAGAAAUACAAAUGGGAUGUUUGGGUCCUUGUCAAUCUUUGUGCUUCAUAGCAGGUCUGUUUGGGGCCCUUAAUUUUCACCAUGUAUACUCUUUAGAGAUGUGAUUUGUGUCUCUGAGAUAUAAGCUGGUCUGCUCUCCAGCUUCCUCACCUUCUUCU